Molecule: messenger RNA, 2320 nt
Organism: Phlebotomus papatasi
Lineage: Eukaryota; Metazoa; Arthropoda; Insecta; Diptera; Psychodidae
Product: cyclin-L2
Exons: 4
Coding region: 179-1600 (473 amino acids)
Biological process (GO): regulation of transcription by RNA polymerase II
Cellular component (GO): nucleus
Molecular function (GO): cyclin-dependent protein serine/threonine kinase regulator activity
Source: RefSeq, a predicted model, not a curated record
CAUAUACUGACAGCAUUUUUAUCCAAGCCAAAUUUGCCACCAGGGCGGCGCUGAAAUCGCCACAGGGAGCGCUGACAUCGUCAUCAUCGAUCAUCAAGAUGUCCGUCAUUCUUGUGAAAACUCAGUAAAACGUUUUGAUUGUGGAGUGAAAAAAGGUGGAAAAACUAGUGGUUUCACGAUGACUUCGACGAAAAAUGAGGAGUCUGCGGCAAAGCCAAUGGCUAGGGUGUAUGGGCAGAUAGUAAUAUCGCUGGAGAAUUGCUUGCUGCCGGACACAAAAUUGGAACAAACACCAUCGCAAUUGGAUGGCUUGGAUCGCGAGACGGAAAUUGAUUUGCGAAUUUUGGGAUGCGAAUUGAUCCAAACGGCUGGGAUAUUGCUAAAAUUGCCUCAGGUGGCAAUGGCAACAGGGCAGGUACUAUUUCAGCGUUUCUUUUAUUCUAAAUCAUUUGUCCGACACAAUAUGGAGACCACCGCCAUGAGCUGUGUUUGUCUGGCGUCCAAAAUUGAAGAGGCGCCCAGACGAAUACGCGAUGUUAUUAAUGUUUUUCACCAUAUAAAACAAGUCCGUGCACAAAAACCUAUUACGCCUAUGAUUAUUGAUAUUAAUUAUAUCACACUCAAGACACAAGUUAUCAAGGCCGAGAGGAGAGUACUCAAGGAGCUGGGUUUCUGUGUUCACGUCAAGCAUCCCCAUAAGUUAAUUGUGAUGUACCUCCAAGUGCUGGGCUUCGAGAAGAACCAGAAGAUGAUGCAGAUGGCCUGGAACUUCAUGAAUGACUCCCUGCGGACGGACGUCUUCGUGCGCUAUCAGCCCGAGACAAUAGCAUGUGCCUGUAUCUACCUCACUGCACGCAAGCUGUCCGUCAAUCUCCCUGCCAAUCUACCCUGGUUUGGUGUCUUCUGUGUCAGCGAGAACCACAUUUUGGAUGUUUGCUAUCGCAUCUGUCAGCUCUAUCGGCGGCCCAAGGCCAAUGUGGAGAAGCUGGAAGCUGCCGUUGAGGAGCUACGUAAGCGCUAUAUGGACUCGAGAACAAAGACCCGGACAACGGGUCAGAAUUCAUCACCGGUGCAGCACAGUGUGGACAGGAGCAAUGGAUCGGCACACAAUGCCUGGAGUGGCUUUAUAUCCCGUGCAGUUCCUAUCCAGCCGGAUGUCAAUGAUGAUGGGCAGAAGACCAGUAAGUCCAAAUCACGGACACCGAGUCCGUCCAAUGAUGAAAAGAGUCGGUCCAGGAAGAAGCUGAAGGUAAAUGAUAGGCGGUCCAGGAGUCCAUUGGGGAGGUUGAGUAGCAGCAGUAGCAGCAAAAAGAAGUCGCGGCAUUCUUCGCAUUCGCCCAGCACAUCACCUUCGCAGAAGCACAGAAAGAGUGACAAGAAAGGCGAUAGGUCUCCUAUUGGAAGUCGGGACAAGUACAUCAAUGGUGAUAAGCACAGCAGCAGCGGGAAGGACUACAGCAAUUCCAAGGAUUACAGCAAACGAGAUCGUGAACGGAGAGAUCGAGAUGGCAAGGAUCGCUCUUCGAAGUACGAUCGCUACAGUUCAUCGAGUCGUGAUCGUUCUAAGCAUCGGGCAAGAUCAAAGGAUUCACGUCGCUGAAAUAGGAAGGUAUAUUCUUUUUUUUUAAUAAACAGAUAAUUGGGAGAAAUGUCAGGGAUGGGAUUACAAAUUUAUUAAAUGAUUAAGGUACAAAACAAUCACCUCAAACUAAAAAAAAGAAAACAAAUUAUUGGAGGGUGUUUUUCUCUAAUGAUAAUUUUAAAGUUUUCGCCUAAAUUUUUCUUGGGCUGUUUUUUGAGGUUUUUGUUUUAAUAGAAUAUCGAUCAUUUAAUUCACUUUUAAGUCCUCAUUUUCCUUUUUUUGUGGAAAGUGUUAAUUUCUUUGAGUGUCUUAUUCCAAAAAAAAAAUGUUAUGCUUAAUUCUCACAUCGAAGAAGACAAAACAUUUCAGGGGUGAAUAAAAUUUCUUAAUGAUCGAAAUAAUUGUAGACCAAAAAGAACAAGAAAAGUGUGAGAAAGUCAGAAAUACUUUAUUUCCUUAAGGAUAAUAUCCUAGUAAAAAUAUUAGUUGAAUCAAUUAAUUUUUGAUUGCCUAGAUAGAAAGAAUAUUUUUUAUAAUAAUUUUUUUUUUUUUUGAACAAAAACAUGAAAGUGAAACUGAGGGUUUUAGCUGAGCUUAGUUAAAUUGGGAGGGUAUUUAAAGAAAAAAAAACAAGAACAAUCCCCAACGUGUACAGUGUAAAUUUUUUAGUAUAAGGAAGUCCAAAAAAAGAUUUAAAACAUCUUUAUAAGAAAAUAAAAAAAAAAUAUCGAAAAGAAA